Molecule: messenger RNA, 663 nt
Organism: Phlebotomus papatasi
Lineage: Eukaryota; Metazoa; Arthropoda; Insecta; Diptera; Psychodidae
Exons: 3
Coding region: 149-469 (106 amino acids)
Biological process (GO): positive regulation of voltage-gated potassium channel activity; sleep; regulation of synaptic transmission, cholinergic
Source: RefSeq, a predicted model, not a curated record
CUCAUUGACUCUUCUCUCAUUCGAGUCCUCUCCUGUAGCACGAUAGGAAGGUAAAAAAGUGAGUUCAGAGGGAGGAAGUAGUACUAGGCAGCAGAUUUAAACAACAAAAAAAAAAUAUUAGACCAAAUAGUAAAUUUACAGUGAAACAAUGCGAUUAAUACUCUUCAUAGUGUCUCUGUGGCUAACUUUGGCACUAACAAGUGGAUUACAGUGCUACAUGUGUAGUUCACAUUAUGAUUCUGACUGCAUUGAAGAGAGAAAUACUACAAAAAUUCUUACUUGUACGGAUUUCAUUUAUGGCAUCAAUCCCAUCACCCUUCGAUGUGUCCGGAUUGUUUCUAUAUCAGACAGCAAUCGUCUGAUUGUCGUGAGAAGAUGCGCCGUUCUGGGCGAUUGCAAAUAUGUGGCCAAGAAUGAUCGUCAAUCCUGCACUGAAUGCAACACAGACUUGUGCAAUAGUGGCAAGUGAAAGUGCAUCUCGUGCCCUCGUGAAUGGGUAUCAGAGAGAGAGAGCGAGAGCAUCAAGUACGGGUGUACUUAAUCUCAAUAAAUUGUUCUUUUUGUCUUUAAGAUUGAAUUCUGUAAAGCAUUUUUUUCGUAAUAUAAAAUCAUGUCCUAAGUUCUUUAAAGAAAAACAAAAAAAUACAUUUUUUUUGCAAUGGG